AUCAGCAUGGGCCACGGUGAGACAUUCUUCCUCUGAUACUCGUGCGGGAGACCCAGCGGCAACAGAGAACUGCCUGGUGUUUCAUCAGUAGAGACGAACAAAAAGAAGUCAAAGCCAUGAAACCGCUUUUACUUGGAGUGCUGGGCUGCUCUCUGCUCCUGUCUGUGGAGGCUUUGUACUCCCCCAGCGACGAUGUUGUGGAGCUCACACCCUCCAACUUCAACAGAGAGGUGAUGCAGAGUGACAGUCUGUGGCUGGUGGAGUUUUACGCUCCCUGGUGUGGACACUGUCGCAAUCUGGCUCCUGACUGGAAGAAGGCAGCUACUGCUCUCAAGGGAAUCGUCAAGGUUGGAGCUGUUGACGCUGACGAGCACAAGUCUCUGGGGGGACAGUAUGGAGUCAGAGGGUUCCCCACCAUCAAGAUCUUUGGAGCUAAUAAGAACAAGCCAGAAGAGUACCAAGGGGCUCGCAGUAGUCAGGCCAUUGUGGAUGGAGCAAUGAACGCCUUACGUUCUCUGGUGAAAGACAGACUCAGCGGCAAGUCCGGCAGCUCCGGCUACAGCAGGCAGCAGAGUGAUAGUGGCAGCAGUGGGAGCAGCAAGGAUGUGGUGGAGCUGACUGAUGACAACUUUGAUAAGACUGUACUGCAGAGCGAUGAUGUGUGGUUGGUGGAGUUCUUCGCCCCCUGGUGUGGACACUGCAAAAAUUUGGAGCCCGAGUGGGCAGCUGCAGCCACAGCAGUGAAGGAGCAGACGAAGGGUAAAGUUCGCCUCGGGGCCGUGGAUGCUACUGUGCAUCAGGUUCUGUCCAGUCGCUAUGGGGUCCGUGGGUUUCCCACCAUCAAGAUUUUCCGUAAAGGCGAGGAGCCAGAAGACUACCAGGGAGGCCGAACCCGUGGAGAUAUUAUUGAGAGGGCUUUGGAUCUGUUCUCUGACAACGCUCCUCCUCCUGAGCUGGUGGAGAUCCUCAAUGAGGACGUCCUGAAGAGCACGUGUGAGGGCAGCCAGCUGUGUGUUAUUGCAGUGCUGCCUCACAUUUUGGAUACAGGUGCAGCUGGCAGGAACGGCUACUUGGAGGUGAUGAUCAAGAUGGCACAGAAGUACAAAAAGAAGAUGUGGGGCUGGCUCUGGACCGAGGCGGGGGCUCAGAUGGAGCUGGAGUCCGCUUUGGGCAUCGGCGGCUUUGGCUACCCUGCCAUGGCUGCCAUCAACACGCGCAAGAUGAAAUUUGCUUUGCUCAAAGGCUCUUUCAGUGAGACUGGCAUCCAUGAGUUCCUCAGGGAGCUGUCUGUGGGCCGGGGCUCCACUGCCACACUGGGAGGGGGUGUUAUGCCAAAGAUUCAUGCUGUGGAACCCUGGGAUGGCAAAGACGGACAGCUUCCUGUGGAAGAGGACUACGACCUAAGCGACGUAGACCUGGACGAAGACUUUGAGAAGGAUGAGUUAUGAGUCUAAACAAGACCUGAUCUCAAAAGACUCUUGUCAGGUCUAGUCUGGGCAUCCCGCCCCCCCCUCUCCUGUGGAUGAAUGGGAGGCCUGGUUACUGAAAACCUUAAAAAAAUGACACUUGAGACUCCUGUGGUUUCUCACAGCAUCCCAGAGAGGGGAGCUUCUGUGCCCUUACAGUGAACUCUGUCAAAACUCUGCUCAAAGUUUCAAAAGGGGAAAACUUUUACACAGCCGAGGGAGGAGGAGCUUCUAAAUGUCCCAUGAUUUAUGGAAGUCUUCGCCCAGCAUCGCUCUUUGCUCCGCAGCUCCCCUAAAGAACCUAUUUUAUAAUAUGGGAAGUAAAAGUGGAACUGAAAGAUGACAAAAUGAACAUUUUCUCUUUUGAAUCCAGUCAAUGUGAGGUAAAGUGGAUUUUCAGUGUCCAUUCGGGACAGGGGGAGCUGUGGGGACGUCUUGUGUAGAUUUUUCUUACACGACUUUAUUUGUGUGAAACCAACAUGACAUUUUUGUUACAAAAAUUAAAAAAAUAAAAUAAAACCAAA
Molecule: messenger RNA, 1990 nt
Organism: Oryzias latipes (Japanese medaka)
Lineage: Eukaryota; Metazoa; Chordata; Actinopteri; Beloniformes; Adrianichthyidae
Gene: pdia6
Product: protein disulfide isomerase family A, member 6
Biological process (GO): response to endoplasmic reticulum stress
Cellular component (GO): endoplasmic reticulum lumen
Molecular function (GO): protein-disulfide reductase activity; protein disulfide isomerase activity
Source: RefSeq, a predicted model, not a curated record